Saprolegnia parasitica CBS 223.65 is the source of this 3042-nucleotide messenger RNA. RefSeq lists its product as hypothetical. Lineage: Eukaryota; Oomycota; Saprolegniomycetes; Saprolegniales; Saprolegniaceae. Bases 34 to 3033 code for a protein of 999 amino acids. The transcript has 6 exons. The record is from RefSeq and is a predicted model, not a curated record. Gene Ontology annotation, molecular function: protein binding.
UAUAUUUAGAGAGAGAGCGAGAGAGCCGCCGCCAUGGAGACGGCGACAUGCUACUACAACGGCGACGACGCCUUCGACCCGCUCCUGCAGCACGAGCUCGCGCUCGAGAUGACGAGUGCGAACGAGCAGGAGAGCCGGCGAAGCGCCGGCGACGACGCGCAGCUGACGGCCGUCCUCGUCCGCGUCAACCACGCCUGGCUGCACGCGUUCGCGGCGCACCACCGACGACCGUGUCUCUCGGACGAGCUCGUUUCGCGCGACUCCGUCUGGCUCAACGACUACUUCCAGAAGCUGCGCGUGCUCCACGACCCGGCGUCGUCGCAGGCCAAGCUCAUCAUGCAGCGGCUCAAAGAGUCGAGCCGCCGACCGCAGGCGACCGAGUACGUCCACGACGGGAGCGACGCGAGUCGGCAGCUGGUCGAGCCAUUAGCGCUCAUCCUGUACUGCACGACGCAGGACCGUUUGCCCGAGCCCCGCCUCGUGCCCUUUCUACGCGAGACGGCGCUAUACUUGGAGAGCCCGGUGUUACUGGCGCGCGCCAACGAGGCAGCGCUGGCGACGCCGCUGUACCGGCUGCUCGUCGUGCGGCAAAACACUGAGGCGCGCAUGCUGCUGGUGCGACUGCUGCUGGCGCUGGCCCAAGCCGACGCCUCGGCCGUGGUCCGCGGCUGCACCAUUGGCGGCCAAGGCCGCGCGAUGCUACCGAAUAUCUUUAUCCAGACGCUGCCCAAGCGCCAUCCCGAGUGCGCCGAGCUCCAAACGACCGCCGCCCGGCUCGUGCACAUCUUUGACGUGCGGAAGAGCUCGUUCUUCCUCGACAUUCCGUCGGCCAAGAGCCCGCGGAAAGCACUCUCGCCCGUCGUGCUGGCGGCGCUGCCCGUUCCAGCGUUCUCGCUGCCCGAUGACGUGCUUCGUCCGUCGAGUCCGUACAAGGAGAGCGUGCGCCCAACGACCCACGCGAUGCCACGCCGGCGUCCGUUCCCGUCGCCGACACUCCGCGCCGACGUCGACGUGCGCCGGCCGUCGACGCCGCAGAAGCUCGCGCCGCUCGAGGCGAUCGAUGCGCGUCUCGCCGCCUUCGACUUGACGCCGGUCGAGAAGCCGCCGUCUGUGCACAAGCCGAUCCCGAUGCCAUUUCUCGACACACCGCCAGCCGAGGAUCUGCCGCGGUCACCCAUCACACCGACGACGCGCCAGCGCAAGCCGGAGCUGCAGUCGGUCGCGAGCUUCGAGUGGUACUGGCGCACGCUGCCGCCUGGCCACGCCAAGCUCUCGGACUACGCCAAGCUCAAGGCCGUGUGUCGCGCCGCCGUGUCACUGCACAAAUCUGGCGACCUCGAGCGCGCCUCGGAGCUCUACGCCCUCGCCUUGCGGCUUUCCGAGCCGGUCAAUGUCGAGACGGACGGGACGGCGCCGCUGCGGGUCGCGCUGCUCGUGAACCUCGGGAGUGCCCACUUGGGCCUGCGGCAGUGGGAGAGUAGCAUCGCAUCGCUCCGGGCGGCUAUCGUGACUUGUCCCGAGCACGUCAUGGCGCACUACACGCUCGGUAUGGCGCUUGCCGCCAGUGGGCAGGUCCAAGAGGCCAUCACCGAGCUCCAGGCCGUCGCACCGUUGCACUCGCCGGCCAAGGCGCAGCUGCGACGCCUCGAGAGCCGGCGGCCGCGCAAGGCAACCGCGUCCGCAGCGACGUUGCGCUCGGCGAUCGGCCGCAUGGCAAUGCAGGCAGAGGCGCUCGAUGUGGUGUGGGAGACGCUCUUCCAGUGUCUCGACAAGUCGCGCUGCGGCGUCGUGAGCGUCGAGGGCUUCCGCGACAUGCUCCACUUGGCCAGCGUCACGUUGACGAAAGACGAGUGGCGCAGUCUGCUCGGACACGUGGCACACGAGCACGACGCAAACUACAUUGUGUACACGCGCCUUGCAUCGGACGUGAUGCUGCAACGCCCGGCGCCGCCGUCCCCCGUCGACAAGGUUUGCUUCCACGGCCUCCGCCGACGCACGGGCAUGGAGCGCCUCCGCGUCUCGCUGCACUUGCUCGCCCAGCGCGAGGCCAGGGCGUUCUGCGGCACGGUCGCGCAGUGGGCUCACUUUGGCGUCGACAAGACCAUCGACAUUUCCUCGACAGCGCCGCCCGUCUCGUCGACGUGGAUGCCCUUCGUCGUGCACGUACCGCCAUGUCCGACAUCCGUGCUCUCGACGCUUGCGACCGCCCUUGUCGCCCAGAGCACGGCCAAAGGCGUCGCGUCCGCCCACCGCGCAAUCCGGCUCCGGCGCCUCAUCACGCGCAAGGUCGUCGAGACGUUUGUGGCCAAAGGCGUGGUCUACGCGAUUGCGAGCACGACAAAGCUCCUCCACGAGAUGCGCCACCGGCUCGCGACGACCUGCGCCAUGCACGACGUCUGCGGUGGCGUCGCGAUGCACUCGCUCCGGCACUUGACCGCCGCCCAUGCGCAUGCACACGUAUAUGCGCAAGCGCAAGCCAAGACGGUCCUCGAGCGCAUUGCGGCGCGCGCAGCGGCCACGGUCGCCGUGCGUGCUGGCGCCACGUUCGACCUUCCGACCGUCGGCGCCCAAGCCAAGGUCGUGGCAACGCGCUGGCGCAAAACGAGCGGCGCAUUACGCAAACUGGCUGCGGCGAGUCGCAAGCACGGCGUAGCGUGGGUGCACGCUGGCGGCUCACUCCACGACAUUGCGACGCUGGCGACCCGGCAGACGGCGCAGCUCGGGAAGCAGCACCGGCGACUCGUGGCCGUCGCCGACCACGCGAUGCAGAUCGUAGUGCAGCGUCGUGAUGCAGUGGAUGCCGUCGCUGUUCGGGUCGUGCGCGCGAAGAUCGCCUACUACACGGUCUUUCAUGCGCUGCAGACGGGCCUCUCGACGGUCUCGGGCGCGCCGCUGCCCGCGUACGACCUACCGUGGAUGUUUCGCAAGUACGAGAUCCUGCCGAACGACGAGAUUGAGCUGCCCGGCGAAGUGCUACCGACAGAGGGAGUCGUCGGCGUCGAGCCCUGGCACACGGAGCGCACGACUUUGUAGCUCGUAGUA